Molecule: messenger RNA, 693 nt
Organism: Saprolegnia diclina VS20
Lineage: Eukaryota; Oomycota; Saprolegniomycetes; Saprolegniales; Saprolegniaceae
Exons: 5
Coding region: 1-693 (230 amino acids)
Source: RefSeq, a predicted model, not a curated record
AUGCCCGCGAAACACACCUUGGGUGUCAAGAACGCCUCGCUCGUAGAGCAAAUCGAAGCGAAGCGGACCUGCGCGCCGCCGGUCGCCAAGACGACGUUGGCAAAGCCCUCGCCGUGCACGACGGCUGCCCACGUGCUCUUUGAGGCGUCCGGCAAGUCGCCGGCGGCAAUGGCCUUGGCGAGCUUCGCACGCGUCGAGGUCGGCCGCCAGCCCGGCCUUGACCUUGACAAUGGCUGCCAUCUUGUCGACCAGAUUGGGCAGUGGCACGACCUUGUCGCGUUCUUGCUCGAUGACGACGACGAUGACGAACUCGUGCACGAGGUAUUUCACCGACCGAACAAGCGACGCCACGGCGGCGGUGUUGUUGGUCGCAAGAUGGUAAAGCGCGACAUCGCGUCCGGCCACAGCAACAUCAUGCGCGACUACCUCAGCCCCGAUCCAACCUACGGCGAGACCCUCUUCAGACGUCGAUUCCGCAUGUCCAGUGCAAUGUUUCGCAGAAUCGUCGGCGACCUCGAGAGCGACAGUUUUUUUGCGCAGCGACGCGACAGAGCUGGCCGUCUCGGGGCGUCACCGGAACAGAAGAUCACGUUCGCUUUGCGUAUGCUUGCGUAUGGAACGCCCGCUGACGCGCACGACGAGUAUCUUCGAUUAUCGGAGACCACUGGCCGGCGCCGACCCGAGAAGACCUAG